Messenger RNA from Chara braunii, 1239 nucleotides. Lineage: Eukaryota; Viridiplantae; Streptophyta; Charophyceae; Charales; Characeae. The record is from the annotation of a GenBank genome assembly.
GCGCGGCUGAUUGGGGAGCGGUUUUGACAGCACAAUAAGACAUAGUAACUGUGGAAUUGAUGACAUCAACGGCCCCAACCGUGACGACAUCCGAGAUGCAGCUGGCGAUGGAGACGGCACCCAUGCAGGAUGCUGUUGCUGUUGCCGUGUUUGAAGAAGAGGGGGCCGCGCUGGAGAUGGUGCGGAUGUAUAGGCAACAGAUUGAGGACAUCUACGCGAUGCUUAUUCAACAUCCGCACUUACCAGCGGACCUACUGGGGGAGGAUGAGGAGCUGUUCAGUGGCUGGGAGGAGGAGCUCUGUGAAAAUCUUCCUCUUCAACGGUUUGGGGCCAUCGAGAAAGCACAGGUGAUGGUGGAAUUGGGGGCUUGUACUGAAGCAUUGGGGGAGGUGGAGGGAAUCCUCACCGAAAUCCGGAAACGGCUGUGGGGCGCGGGGCCUGAGGAGGGGCAGGUGCUGCGUUCGUCGCCGGAUGCUUUGAGCGAAGCAAACGAUACUCCUAUCUCGACUGCCUUCCUUACUGAGGAGGUGGUGAUUUGCCGCGGGAAGCCUGAGGAGGGGCGGGGGACUGACGGCGAAUUGGAGGAGUGCCUUGUAGCGGGCGACGAGGAUUACAAUUGGCUGGAGGAGGGGACUAUUGCCAUGUGUGAGAACCGUGACAACAACAACAACAACAACAACAACAACGAUGUCAGCGGCUUCAAUUUUGAUGAUAUCGAAGAUGGGCAUAUGCUGGAUAACGGCAACAACAACGACAACAACAACAACAACAACAACAACAACAACAACAACAACRWCAACAACGGCAGUGCCUUCGACUUCGAGGAUGGCGAUGUUGGGAAUUCGYUGUAUGUGGCGCAGGGUUAUGAUGAUCUUAUGCGCAGCAACGCCAUYGUUCGCAAUGGUUACCAUUGCAAUGACCAUGGUGACAUUGAAAACACAGCGGGUGACAACACAGAGGACAAAGGCCACAAUGAUGGGCAGGCUCUCUCCCUCUUCUCUCGCCUCCUCUUUUCUCACCUUCCCCUCUCGGGUUCCUGGUCAUUAUUGUGGGGUCAGGAGCAAGAGGGCAGGGUGAUAGGGAUGUGUGUAGGACAGGGUGACGGCACGGGACUGGGGGGGAAGCUUUGGUGGCGGGAAGGGGUAGGAUAGGUACGGCUCUUACCUCCCCGGUUAAAAUGCGCCUACGAAUCUUGAGAAUGGGGGGGGGAGGUAGUUGAGGGCAAUAUGAUUUAAAUCU